Lachnellula hyalina is the source of this 1938-nucleotide messenger RNA. RefSeq lists its product as uncharacterized. The transcript has a single exon. The record is from RefSeq and is a predicted model, not a curated record. Lineage: Eukaryota; Fungi; Ascomycota; Leotiomycetes; Helotiales; Lachnaceae. The coding region runs from base 1 to 1938 and encodes 645 amino acids.
AUGGUAAAUCCCUCAGAUGUGGAAAUCCUGGUGCACAUCACCGCCCCAAGCAGAGGACCAGAUGAUGCUCGAUAUCGAGCUCUAGCUCACGCGUAUUUGGACUUUGAACCUACAAGGAGACACAGAAUAGAAACUGACGCGCCCAUUGGCAUGGAAGGAAUGGGAGAAGAGGAGGCCCAAAACCAACUUCAGGAGGAGUUGCAUCAGUCCACGCAAGAAGGGCGGGAAUCUGAGGCCUCAUACCGGCCAGACGAGGAAAGCGCGCCCUCACGAGCAGCCUUCCCAUACGAAUAUCAACACGCACCAGGCUUUUCGCAGUCACUUACUUCACCCCAACUGUCUUUCGACAGCGUGUUAGACUCUCCAGUCUUCCGCCCCCCAAACACGUGGCAGCAACGUCUGUCUCAGUAUGACGGAAGUCAGGAGGAGGAGGAUUCGGGCAAUCCAUGGUCCAAGGCACCAAGUACGAUUGCCGAUUCCCAACCGGAAAAUGACAGGUCAAUGGCAGCCAUAGCCUCUCCGGCUACAAUGUUGGAAUUGAUACUACAACAAAUUGACACCUCUGAUGAGACAUCACUAGGCGAAACUACAAGCCAGAGGUCGAGCAGAUCCACACGUUAUGGCAGCCAUGCUAUUGCCUCCAGCCAAGACAGACUUGGAGGUAUAACUGUCUCUAAGAUGGCAUCAUCCUCCCCCAUGCCCGUCAUCGAAGAAUUUCAUCUGGGGUCUGUAAUUCAAGUUGCCCGAACUUCAAGCGCCGACCAGAUGACGAAUGAGAGAACUGCCGAGGCACAUACCUCUUUUCCGACAAACAAGACAAUUGAUUCUGGUGCGCAGAUGCUUCCUGCAAUUUCAGUAAAUGGAAUCUCAGGCACGCCUAGCCCUGCCUUGCCACGAGCCCGACCUGAAAGAUAUCAGACUCGGAGCUCAUCGCAGAGUUUUGGAAGUGUUGUACCUGCGACAUCUACUCCUAUUAUUUCUUCCUCUGGCCGAGAAAUUAGAAAUGAAGAGAAUGAUCCCGUGGAAGCUUCAUGUUCUCAACUUGAAGUACCAGCAACUUCUACGCAUGGUAUGAUUUCGUUCCCAUUAUCGGAAGACGUUAGUAAAAUGCAGUCUUCCGUUCAAAUUCAAAGCUUUGAGAGGGAAAUACCUCCAACGGCUACUGCUCCUAUCAUAGCUCGAUUUGUACAAUCAGCGACCCCGCAGAAACAGCACAAGUCCACCCUGGAGUCUCAGACAAACCUGCCCCCUGCCAUGCAGGAGCCAAAUCUUCAAUUGAAAAGAAAAUGGCCUGAAACUAUCCCUGAAAGCGAAAAUGUUUCGUCUUCAGCACCAGCAACUGCGUCCUCCAAAUCUUUUCCUGGGAGUUUGCGGCCGCAGAAGAGGCAACACCGUGAUAUAGGCUCUUCGCAAUCCGCAACUACCUCCGUUCGGAUCCCUUUAAGCGAUACUACCAAUAUUUCGAUGAAUUUACCACCCAGUAGUCAAUCUAUUUCUCCGUGGGCCGAUAAGCUUGAAAUACGACCAGGUAUACCAAUUACGGCCUCUACAGAUUUGACUCCUGAGAUGCUCAUCACCCCUGACCUAAGCUUGUUAGCUUUUAAGAUGAGGACAGCAAGCCUCUUUCGCCCUGCACACCAAUCUCGAGACCUGCGACCAAUGGAACGAGGCUACUGGCUUGUCAAUUGUGAAAUGUGGAGCACCCAGGUUCGAGCCGAUACCUGGAAGCGGCUGGGAGACUUCGUUGGGAAGUCAAGAGUUGGAUGGGGUGUUUGGUGCGUGAGAGACGAGCAGUGCAGUAUGAUUAGAGUUUACUGCUGGGGAGUCAUCGUGGGCCAUAUUUACCUGCUCCUUGUGCUGAGCAGCGGGAACAAGAUGAAUAGGACUAGGGCGUCUUGGAUUGGUGGUGAUGGAGAGCCACUUAUCAAAAUGCCCUGA